This is a messenger RNA of Pneumocystis jirovecii RU7, 1836 nucleotides long. Its product is annotated as GPI-anchor transamidase subunit GAA1. The record is from RefSeq and is a predicted model, not a curated record. Gene Ontology annotation, biological process: attachment of GPI anchor to protein. The transcript has 6 exons. Bases 1 to 1836 code for a protein of 611 amino acids. Gene Ontology annotation, cellular component: membrane; GPI-anchor transamidase complex. Lineage: Eukaryota; Fungi; Ascomycota; Pneumocystomycetes; Pneumocystales; Pneumocystaceae.
AUGAUUAAAUUGGAUCAUUUUUUCUUUUUUGUGCGAUUAUUAUGUUUUAUAGUGGCUAUUAUAUGGAUAUUUCUUCUCCCGUUUGAUUAUUUUAACCGUAAGGUUUAUAUCUCUGAAAAUGCUAUUCUUCCAGGCUCAGUGAAUAUGUAUUUUGGAGGCAGUGAUAGCAAUGUUCUUGAAGCUUAUCGGGAUGAGAUUGAAUUUAUAAAUCAACAAAGUAAAAAUGUAAGAUUUGAUUCAUUACAUGAUAUUUUUAGAAAACUUGGUUUAAGAACAGCAAUACAAGAUUAUAAAAUUCAAUUUAAGGGAAAGAAUCAUUCUGGCACGAAUUUCUAUGCUAUUUUUGAUACCCCUAGGAGUGAUGGUACAGAAGCUCUUGUUUUAAGUGCUGCUUGGAAAAAUAUGAAUGGAGAAUUGAAUAAGGGUGGUGUAUCACUAGUUCUCGCUCUAGCGCGAUACUUUAAACGAUGGUCAUUAUGGUCAAAAGAUAUUAUUUUUCUUAUUCCAGAAGAAAAAGAAGUUGGAGUUCAGGUUUGGGUAGAUGCAUAUCAUAAAAUUGAUUAUGAAGAAGGUGUUUCACGUUUAAUCAUGAAAGGAGGAGAAAUACAAGCUGUCGUAGAUAUUGAUUUUGUUUCGGAAUUUAGAGAAUUUGAUACUAUAGAAUUAUUGUAUGAUGGAAUAAAUGGACAAUUGUCAAAUUUGGACCUUUUAAAUACUGUAAAUCAUAUUAUUCAAUCUAAAUCAGGGAUAAAAAUAAAAAUGCAGAAUGUUCUUCAAGGAAAAAACUCUUAUUUUCGAAAAUUAUUAACUAUGAUUAAUGGAAUGAUUAGUCAAUGUUUUGGAGUUUUAUCAGGAACACAGAGUUGUUUCAUACCAUAUAAAAUUGAUGCAAUUACUUUAAAAGUGCAUUCUAAAAAAAAUAGUGAAUACGAUGAUAUAUUAUUAGGUAAAAUUAUUGAAUCAUUAUUUCGCAGUCUAAAUAAUUUACUUGAACACUUACACCAGUCUUUUUUCUUUUAUUUGAUGUUAUCAGAAAAAAGAUUUGUUUCUAUUGCAACAUAUUUACCUUCUGCAAUACUCAUUGCUAGUAGUUUUACCAUUGAUGCUUUCAGUAUAUGGCUUUCUACAUUUUCAAAUUUUUAUAAAAAUUUGUCUUCAAGUAAAGAAAAACUAUAUAGUUCUAAAGAGAAAAAAAAUAAAUUAAAAUAUACGGGAAUGGAUUCAGAAUUAUAUUUUAAAAAACAAUUUAUACUCUCAAUUUCUACGGUUAUUGUUAUUCAUAUUAUUGCUUAUAUUUUUUUAAAAAUUUUAUAUAAUUCAGUUAAUUAUAAAGGAUUAUUCAAAGACAAGAAGGCAUAUUUAAUGUUUUUACUAUUUUUACAAAUUCUUCAACAUAUAAUUUCAAUUCUUAUACAAAAAAUUCUUAAGAAAAUUAUUAAAAGCCAAAAUAUGUCAUUUUUCUAUAACUAUAGACUUAAUAAAGUUUUUUCUCAAGCAAUUCUAGGUGUAGAAUUAUCUACUUUAGCUAUUGUUAAUUUUUCUUUAUCGUUAUUUAUUGGUAUUGUAACAUUUUUUUUAUCUUUUGUUCGACCAGCAAAAACUAAAUUUCAACAAAUACUUAUCUCCAUUGUUUUGGAAUUGAUUAAUCCUCUUAAUUGGAUUUUUUUGUUUUCUUACUAUAAAAAUAAAGAAGUUAAGGAUCUUAUGCAUUUAUUUGCUUUUGGUUGGAAAGUAUGGUAUCUUUGGACACCUACUGUUUUAUGGUUAUUAUGGUGGCCAAUAUGGAUAAUGACCAAAAUAAUUUUAUGUAUGCCUAUUAAAGAUCAUAAUGAAUAG